Cygnus olor (mute swan) is the source of this 1904-nucleotide messenger RNA. It is a transcript of the gene GCNT3, whose product is annotated as glucosaminyl (N-acetyl) transferase 3, mucin type. The transcript has a single exon. The record is from RefSeq and is a predicted model, not a curated record. Gene Ontology annotation, molecular function: acetylglucosaminyltransferase activity. Gene Ontology annotation, cellular component: membrane. NCBI's taxonomy places the organism in Eukaryota, Metazoa, Chordata, Aves, Anseriformes, Anatidae. Bases 440 to 1729 code for a protein of 429 amino acids.
UCCAAACUCAUCUAGUAAUGUCUUUUUUUUUUUUUUUUUUUAAGUGUGUUGCACAGGAUUGCAUUCUAGGGGGAUUUUCCUUGCUUUGUACACUGGACAGGGGUAAGAUAAAAUAUUUUUUUUAUAUACCGACAUAAAAGAUAGACAAGAACCUCCUGUACUGAUAAAACCCAAACAGCUACGCAACAAGGAGGGAGGCGACUUCCUUUUAUUCACCUGUGGUUACGCUGAGAACGCCCAGCCACUAUUUCACCCUUCCCAGGAACCUGGCACCUAAGCUGUCAGGUUACUCUGCACAGGCAGCGCUGACUGAACAACUGCACCCUCCAGCAAGUCCACGCAGGAGGUCAGCCCAGGCGAGGCAAGGCGAGGCACAGGCUGGUGGCUGUGGCUGUGCAGCGCGUUGCCCCUGAGCCACACGUGUCGGAGUGGCGGGGGCAUGCGGCUGUGCGAGGGGAAGCCCCCAGCAGCACGGCGGCGCUGCGCGCUGCUGCUCAGCUCCCUGCUGCUGGUCAUUGCCCUGACACUGCGCAGUGUGACCCGGCCCUGCCAUGAUGCCCACCCCCGCUGCCGUGACCACCUCCGCCGGGCUCUGGAGCUACCCUCCAGCCGAAGGAUCAACUGCUCAGGGGUUGUCAGCGGGGACGAGCAGGCGAUCCAGCAGGCACUCCUCAGCAACCUGGAGACUAGAAACAAAAGGGCACCCCUGACACCUGAAGCGUACCUUAACAUGACGAAGGACUGCAGCAGCUUCAAGGAGACCCGGCGCUUCAUUGAGUUCCCACUGAGCAAGGAGGAGGCUGAGUUCCCCAUUGCCUACUCCAUAGUCAUCCACAACAAAAUCGAGAUGUUUGAGCGGCUCCUGCGGUCUGUCUACAUGCCACAGAAUGUCUACUGUGUCCACAUAGACAGCAAGUCCCCAGCUGCUUUCCAGGAGGCCGUGAGGGCCAUUGCUGCCUGCUUCCCCAACGUCUUUGUGGCCAGCCGCCUGGAGAAGGUGGUCUACGCCUCCUGGUCACGCCUGCAGGCUGACCUCAACUGCAUGCAGGACCUGCUGCGGAGCCCCAUGCCGUGGCGCUACGUCCUCAACACCUGCGGCACCGACUUCCCCAUCAAAACCAAUGCGGAGAUGGUCCGCGCCCUCCAGAUGCUGCAGGGGCAGAACAGCAUGGAGUCGGAGAAGCCAUCGUCCUACAAGCAGCUGCGGUGGAAGUACCACCACGAAGUGGGGGACGCCAUCUCCCAGACGGCCACUGAGAAGCUGCCGUCGCCGCUCAGCUCACCCAUGUUCACGGGCAGCGCGUACAUAGCAGUGACGCGGGCCUUUGUGCAGCACAUCUUCGAGGACCCCACAGUGCUGCAGUUUCUCGAGUGGGCCAAGGACACCUACAGCCCCGACGAGCACGUCUGGGCCACCCUCACCCGCGUGCCUGGCGUGCCAGGCGCCGUGCCCCACAACGACAAGUUCGAGCUCUCGGACAUGAACGCCCUGCCCCGCCUGGUCAAAUGGCAGUACCUGGAGGGCGACACCAGCAAGGGAGCGCCCUACCCGCCCUGCACCGGCCGGUACCAGCGCGCCGUCUGCAUCUACGGGGCCGGAGACGUGUCCUGGAUGCUCCGGCAGCACCACCUCUUGGCCAACAAGUUCGACCCCCAGGUGGACGAUGCCGCCAUCCAGUGCCUCGAGGAGCACCUGCGCCACAGGGCUCUGCUCGGCGCGGGGCUCUGAGGGGAGCCGGCGCACAGCCCGCCCCGGCGGCGCCUGAGGAGCCGCAGGGCACCUCACAGACUGGGGGCUACUUCCGCGGCUGCUGAGGAGAAACGGCGGAGCCCUGGGGUAAGCGGAGGCCGGGGGGCACCGGGCUCGGUGGGGGAAACGGGGGUGCUGGGGUGGGAGGGCGCAG